AUGCCGCCACUGCAUACGAUUGAGGAGGCGACGGUCGGCGUAGACGAUGACAUCCACGACCUCAAGUUUUCAAAUCCAGGCUGUUGUUGUUGGAUGCCUUGUCGCUCUGCCAUCAGAUCAAUCUGGUGGCAACAAAUCGGGACCGACGAUUCCAACUCCGCCGCAUACACGAAUAAAAGUUACAAAGAGUCGUGGUGGAGUAGAGGGUGGGCGAAGGUUCGAGAAUGGUCGGAGCUGCCGGCUGGACCAAAAUGGAAGACGUUUAUACGGCGUUUCAACAAGAACAAAACCGGUAACGGAAGAGCGAAAUUCCAUUACGAUCCUUUGAGUUACACCCUUAAUUUCGAUGAAGGGCCGGGGCAAUAUGGUCAUUUCGAUGAGGAUACUUUUAGCAGAAACUUCUCUUCCAGGUACGCCUCGUUGCCUGUCUCCACCAAAUCCUCCAUGGAUUUCGACAAAGAUGGUCCCUUUCUGCCUUGA
Molecule: messenger RNA, 480 nt
Organism: Durio zibethinus
Lineage: Eukaryota; Viridiplantae; Streptophyta; Magnoliopsida; Malvales; Malvaceae
Source: RefSeq, a predicted model, not a curated record